CCCCAUCUUGCAAUCAACACUUCGCUGUGCCCAGCAUCCGCUGUCCCUCUGCCUCGGCAGCGUCUCCUUUUAUUGCAAUAAACGCAUCUAUCUGUGCCUCAUCUGCUUCGCCCGUCGACUGCACAUUUCCCCAAGCUCGCCUCAUUCAAGUCGCUGCCUCCGCAAGCCUCAUACGAUCGGCCAUGCCCGCCUCCUUGGCCAUCUCGCCCUACUGGGCUGCCGUCCACGGCUUCUCGUUCGUCAUGGACAUCUUCUUUCGAGAUAUCCAGCAGCGAAACGCCCACUCGAUUCCGACCGAUGGACCCGUCAUCUUUGUGAUUGCCCCGCAUGCCAACCAGUUCAUUGACCCGCUGGUUGUGCUGAAGCACUGCGGUCGUGAAACAGGCUUCCUGGCUGCCAAAAAGUCCAUGGACAAGUUCUGGAUCGGCCUGUUUGCUCGCACCGUGAGCUCAAUUCCUGUCGAGAGACCCCAAGACCUCGCCAAGGCUGGAAAGGGCAAGAUCUUUAUGCGUAACUCUGGCGAACAGCCACUCAAGCUCUACGGCAUCGGCACCGAGUUCACCAAGCAGGUCGGCCCUCGAGGUGCCAUCCUCCUCAAUAGCUCGCUCGGGUCGGAUAUGGUUGAGGUUGUUUCGAUCGAAAGCGAUACCGAGCUGACCCUCAAAAAGACCUUCGACAUCAAGUCCGAGAGCCAAGCCGAUGCCACCCUCUUCUCCGAAAUCACUGGGGCCACCUACAAGGUGGUUCCCCACGUCGACCAGUCGGUCAUGUUCAAGACCGUGACUGAGCGACUCAAGGCCGGGGGGUGCGUUGGCAUUUUCCCGGAAGGCGGCAGCCACGAUCGCAGCGAGUUCCUGCCCCUCAAGGCCGGCGUGACCAUAAUGGCGCUUGGUGCCAUGGCCGAGCACCCCGGACUCGAGGUCAAGAUCGUGCCCGUUGGCCUGAACUACUUCCAUCCCGACCGCUUCCGCUCCCGCGCGGUCGUCGAGUUUGGCGAUCCCAUCACCGUCGACCACAAGCUUGUCGAAGACUAUAAGAAAGGCGGGGCAGACAAGAGAAAUGCCUGCUCGAAGCUCCUGGACGAUAUCUACAAGGCCCUCAAAGCCGUCACGGUCACGGCACCGGACUACGACACUCUGAUGGCGAUUCAAGCAGCGAGACGUCUCUAUAUCCCGCAUUCCAAGAAGAUCACUUCUGCAGAGCGGCUGGACAUCAGCCGCCGUUUUGCUGCAGCCUACCAAGCGUUCCACGGCGAGCCGGAAGUCCAGAGUCUCUACCAGCGAAUCAAGGAAUACAACCAACGACUGGGAUACUAUGGUAUUCGUGAUCAUCAGGUCAAAAACACUGGUCUGGGCUACAAGGCUGCCGUAGUCCUGGCUUCGAGACUCAUCCAGGUUGUGAGCAUGGCGCUCUUUGCCCUUCCAGGCGCACUGCUCUGCCUCCCGAUCGGCAUUAUUGCCCAGAAGAUUUCUGCCGAAAAGGCCAAAGAGGCCAAAGCUGGCUCAAACGUCAAGAUCUGGGGUCGCGACGUCAUUGGCACAUGGAAGGUGCUGGUGUCAGCCGUGCUGUUCCCGAUCGCCUUUAGCUUCUACACCCUGGUCACCAUCAUCGUGAUGUACUGGAAGCACGGCUUUGGUCUGGCCGGUCUCCUCCUCACUGCCAUUUUUACUCCCAUGAUCUUGUUCCUGUUUACGGCUGUGGCGAUCCGCACCGGCGAAGUUGGCCUCGACAUUGUUAUGUCUCUCAAACCGCUGGUGCUGGCUGUGAUUGACCCCAAGAGCAUGGAGCCUCUGCGAACGAUGCGAACGGAGCUGCAGCAACAGCUCAUCAGCGUUGCAGACAAGUUUGGCCCGUCGAUCAUCGAAGGCUAUGCCACCGGCGAAGGCCGUAUCAUCAAGCCCGAGGAUUUCGCAGCCAAAGCCACCGACGGUACCAUCAAGGGAAAGCUCCUCUUUGGCGGCGCUCUGAUCGAUGGCACCACUCAGCUUAUCGGCGGAACGACCCAGCUGAUCGGCGAUACCACUCAGUUGAUCGGUAGCCUGCAGAGCGAGGUACAGAAGCGCUUCCAGAGAGUUGAAGUCCAGACAUUCAGAUGGGAAGAAGUUUCCGAGGGCGAGGAGGACGAGGUGUUCUUCUUCCACAAGGACGACGUUCAAGCUCUCCGCGACGACAAGAAGAACGCAUAAACCCUCGGUCUCAGUCUUCCACCUUCCCGUUCUUUCACUCACUUUCCUGUUUGUAGACCAGCUCUAUCAAUAUAGAUUCCACGAUCCAAUGUUCGCAGGCUACUGUCGUCCGCCGCGCUCCACUCCAACGACAGGCCGAAGUGUGUCGUAGCAGAUCGAACAGGACUCAGAUGGUCGUAUCCUAGCACCUGGACUUCCUCCAGUCCUGACUCGUCGAGGAACUCUCGAUAUGAUCACGGAGAAAUCAAGCGAGCUCCUCGAUUGCACCUGGAGAGCGACCAGCCAACCAAACACAGGGCGGAUACACCUCAU
Messenger RNA from Polychytrium aggregatum, 2498 nucleotides. RefSeq lists its product as uncharacterized. The transcript is spliced from 9 exons. Gene Ontology annotation, cellular component: endoplasmic reticulum membrane. Gene Ontology annotation, molecular function: glycerol-3-phosphate O-acyltransferase activity; glycerone-phosphate O-acyltransferase activity. The record is from RefSeq and is a predicted model, not a curated record. Gene Ontology annotation, biological process: phospholipid biosynthetic process. Bases 183 to 2186 code for a protein of 667 amino acids. Lineage: Eukaryota; Fungi; Chytridiomycota; Chytridiomycetes; Polychytriales.